This is a messenger RNA of Thrips palmi, 889 nucleotides long. RefSeq names its product plasma kallikrein-like. Gene Ontology annotation, molecular function: serine-type endopeptidase activity. The record is from RefSeq and is a predicted model, not a curated record. Bases 71 to 796 code for a protein of 241 amino acids. Gene Ontology annotation, biological process: proteolysis. Lineage: Eukaryota; Metazoa; Arthropoda; Insecta; Thysanoptera; Thripidae. The transcript has 6 exons.
AGAUAGCCGAUUGUGAGAUAGCGUGAGCCAGCUACCGUGCGACGGACUGCCCGUCAGUCUGGUCUUCGCGAUGCAAGCACUGGCGGCCUUCGUCCUGGCUUCGGCCCUUCUGGGUGCGAUCGGCCCCGCCCUCGUCUGCGGCGCCGGGGUGCGGGAGACUGGCCCUGGGCACCUCACUUCCAUCGUCGAGAUCAUUGAAUCAUUUCCGUUAGGCAUCGAACCCACUCACAGAGCAUCGGGGGUGCUGAUCACCCCCAAAUACGUCCUCUCCACCAAGGAAGCCGCGGGGAAGCCUGGCAUUACCAAGCGGCGCCAUGUGGUGGUGGGCCGCAGCGCUGGCGGCGAAGGCGUCGCGGUGGAAAUCGACUACAAAGCCAGCCCGGAGCACCCCGACGGCCUCAUCCUGCUCAAGCUCCAGGAGGACGUGAACCUGGACGCCGUGACCAAGGCGGCCAACCUGCCGCACGGGAACACCGACAACACGGGGGCGAGUGCGCUGCUGGCCAGCUGGGGCAGCACCAAGGACAAGCUCCAGUCCUCCACCGUCAACGUCCUGACCAAGGCCGAGUGCGUCAAGAAGGGCGUCAAGGAGGGCCUGCUCUGCUCCGCCGAUAAGGGCAAGGGGGCCUGUGGGGGCGACGAGGGGAGCCCCAUCGUCCAGGACCUCAAGAACGGCGUGUACAAGCUGGUGGGCAUCGUGACUGGCGCCCAGGACGUCAAGACGUGCCUGGAGACCACCGCCUACUUCGACGUGGCCAAGUACUCCUCGUGGAUCCUGGACAAGGUGUACGGAUAGGCCGCGUCGCUCAACGUCAAAAGGUUCAAAGGGCUGUGUUUAUCAAUGAAGGUUCUGUAAAUGAGAGAGGUGAAUAAAACUAUGGCUAGCUCA